Molecule: messenger RNA, 3939 nt
Organism: Aspergillus saccharolyticus JOP 1030-1
Lineage: Eukaryota; Fungi; Ascomycota; Eurotiomycetes; Eurotiales; Aspergillaceae
Product: exportin CRM1
Exons: 11
Coding region: 368-3586 (1072 amino acids)
Biological process (GO): protein export from nucleus; ribosomal small subunit export from nucleus; ribosomal large subunit export from nucleus
Cellular component (GO): nucleus; cytoplasm
Molecular function (GO): nuclear export signal receptor activity; small GTPase binding
Source: RefSeq, a predicted model, not a curated record
AACAGCCUGAGGAACGCGCUGCUUCUCACCGCCAGGCAACUGCUAGUUUUAGUCCACCCUCAGACAUCAUAUCAUUAUCCUAAAGCCAAAGAUCUCAGUGAAAAUUACUACUGCUUCGCAGUUUAGCCACCCCACUUUCCCCUUCUCUCCUGUGACUGGUGCAUUCUAAAAUCGUACUCUGCUCCAAGCUCUCCUUACCUCCGUCGUACCCCUCCAAAGAAGCCUCUACCCCGCCAAGCAUCUUGCCCACCUGCUACCACCUAACACCUUAUUAACCCACGGUCUCUCUGGGUGACUUCGACCCACUUGGUAUCCUGCUCGAAGGCCGAGGUGUGUGACGCACAGCAACAUCAGACUUGCGAGCGCGAUGUCUGUUUCCAUACAGGAGUUGGACAACACUGUCCGAGCCUUCUACGAAGGCAAAGGCGAUCUGCAAAAACAAGCCCAGCAGACUCUGACCGAUUUCAAACAAAAUGAAGACGCCUGGAUGCUUGCAGCAAAUAUCCUCCAAGAGUCCUCAUAUCCACAAACCAAAUAUCUUGCUCUUCAAGUUCUUGACGAUGUGAUCAUGACACGGUGGAAGAUUUUACCUAAAGAACAAUGCUUAGGCAUUCGAAAUUUUAUCGUUCAAUUUAUCCUCCAAGCCUCCGAAACAGAGGAGAAGCUAAGGAGUCAACGCGUCCUUUUGAACAAGCUUAACCUGGUGCUUGUGUCGAUUUUGAAACAAGAAUGGCCACACAACUGGCCAACAUUCAUCAAUGAUAUUAUCCAGUCGUGCCACUCGAGUCUUUCGGUUUGCGAGAACAAUAUGGCCAUCCUUCGCUUGUUGUCCGAAGAAGUCUUCGAUUUCUCUCAAGAUCAAAUGACUUCCGUGAAAGCGAGGAACCUGAAGACUUCUAUGACCCAAGAGUUUUCCUCCAUUUUUCAACUGUGCAGCCAGGUAUUGGAUAACGCCAACCAGGCGAGCUUGAUUAAAGCUACGCUGGAGACACUACUGAGGUUUUUGAAUUGGAUUCCGCUCGGAUACAUUUUCGAAACGAACAUCAUUACUACCCUUCUCACUCGCUUUCUGGGCAAUGCAGAGUACCGCAAUAUAACUCUCAAAUGCCUUACAGAGAUUGGUGGACUCCAGAUUGGUAACCCUUAUAAUUACGACGAUCAGUUGGUUCGCAUGUUUACGGAAACUUUGAACACUGUCUCAGAGAUCAUUCCUUUAUCGCUGGAUUUGAAGCAGACAUAUUCAAAGAGCAACUCACGAGAUCAGGAGUUCGUGCUCAAUCUGGCUCUUUUCCUUUGCAGUUUCUUUAGUGCUCAUCUCAAUCUUAUUGAGACGCUUCCGAACCGUGACUACCUAACUCACGCCCAUUUUUACCUGAUUCGUAUUAGUCAAAUCGACGAUAGGGAGGUGUUCAAGAUCUGCUUGGAAUAUUGGACAAAACUCGUGCAAGAACUCUAUGAAGAGAUGCAACAGCUUCCAAUUACUGACAUAAACCCCCUGGUGAGCAUGGGUGUAAGUGGGUUAUCAAACGGAGGCGCCCCUCAUCCCAGUGCACUGGCCAACUACGCUCUUCGCAAACACAAAUACGAGGAGGUUCUCUCCAGCCUGCGUACCGUCAUGAUUGAGAAAAUUGUUCGGCCCGAAGAAGUUCUCGUCGUGGAGAAUGACGAGGGUGAAAUUGUUCGCGAAUUCGUUAAGGAAAGCGACACAAUCCAGCUCUACAAGACCAUUCGCGAAUGCCUCGUUUACCUCACUCAUUUAGACGUGGUCGAUACAGAGAAUAUCAUGAUUGAGAAGCUAGCCAAGCAGGUUGACGGGUCCGAGUGGUCUUGGAACAAUUGCAAUACUCUUUGCUGGGCAAUUGGAUCGAUUUCUGGAGCUAUGAACGAGGAGACUGAGAAGAGAUUCCUCGUCAACGUCAUCAAGGAUCUUCUCGGCCUGACCGAGAUGAAGCGCGGAAAAGAUAACAAAGCGGUUGUUGCUAGUAACAUCAUGUAUAUUGUGGGACAAUACCCGAGGUUUCUGAAAGCGCACUGGAAAUUCUUGAAGACGGUGGUCAACAAGUUGUUCGAGUUCAUGCAUGAAACGCACGAAGGUGUUCAGGAUAUGGCUUGCGAUACCUUCAUCAAGAUCGCCAACAAAUGCCGACGACACUUCGUUGCUCUCCAGCCAGGCGAGAACGAACCUUUUAUCGAGGAAAUAGUUCGCAAUAUGAGAAAAAUCACUUGCGAUCUCUCACCCCAGCAAGUGCAUACUUUCUAUGAGGCUUGCGGUUAUAUGAUUUCCGCUCAAGGUCAGAAAGGUCUGCAGGACCGACUAAUUGAGAAUCUCAUGUCGUUGCCCAAUGUCGCUUGGGAUUCCAUCAUUGCACAGGCAUCACAAGAUCCUAAAGUCCUGGAAGAUGGCGAAACAAUCAAAAUCGUUGGCAACAUCAUGAAAACUAAUGUGGCUGCUUGUUCUUCGAUUGGAACAUACUUCUAUUCUCAACUCGGACGGAUAUACCUUGACAUGUUGAACAUGUACCGGGCAUCCAGUCAGCUCAUUAACACUGCUGUUGCACAAGAUGGUGAAAUCGCAACAAAGACUCCCAAAGUCAGGGGCCUCAGGACCAUCAAAAAGGAAAUUUUGAAGCUCAUAGACACUUACGUGCAGAAGGCUGAUGAUUUGGAGAUGGUAAAUUCGAGCAUGGUACCACCAUUACUUGAGGCUGUUCUCGUGGACUACAACCACAAUGUGCCAGACGCACGUGAGGCAGAAGUACUGAACGUUAUGACUACCAUUAUUCAUAAGCUACACAAUCUUAUGGAGGAUAAGGUUCCCAUGAUCAUGGAGAGUGUAUUCGAAUGUACCUUGGAAAUGAUUAACAAGGACUACUACGAAUAUCCGGAUCAUCGCGUGCAGUUCUUCAAACUGCUGCAAGCGAUCAACUUGUAUUGCUUUCCAGCCUUACUCAAGCUUCAGCCCCCCCAGUUCAAGAUUGUCAUUGACUCUUGCAUGUGGGCAAGUAAGCAUGUCAAUCGUGAAGUUGAGACUACCGGCCUUACAAUGUGCCUUGAACUCAUAAACAAUAUGGCGGAAACGGACAUCCAAACAUCGAACGCAUUCUUUCACCGGUUCUUUCUUCAGAUCCUUGGGGAUGUGUUCUAUGUACUUUGUGACAGUGACCACAAGGCCGGUUUCAAAUCUCAGGCUAUGCUCCUGUCGCGCAUGUUCUACCUCAUUGAAUCGGGCAAAGUACAACAGCCUAUCUACUCCCCUGACCAAGCGCCCUUGGGAACACCCAACAAAGACUUUUUGCAAGGGUAUUUGGCGAACACCUUACACAACGCAUUCAAGAACCUUCAAGAAAUUCCAGCCAAACAAUUUGUCGUCGGGUUAUUUACCUACAACGAUGAUUUCAACAAGUUCAAGACACACUUGCGAGAUUUCUUAAUCUCCUUGAAAGAAAAUGCAGGCGACAACGCCGAAUUGUAUGCAGACGAAAGGGAGCAGGCAGCGCGAGACGCCAAGGCCGCCGAACGGGAUCGUGCACUGAAAGUUGGAGGCUUGUUGAAGCCGUCCGAAAUGGAUCAGGAUGAAGAAAUCUGACUUGAAAAGGAGCUACGUGAGGAGUUAUCUCCGUUCACAAGGACCGGAGACUCUGAAGUCUUAGCGCGCAGUGAUCCAUCUGAUGGCUGGUCGUAUUAUGGGUUCUGAAAUCGACCAACGCCCAACAACAUAUCAUAUCCAAAACUGACCCGUUCGCGAGCAACACCACCUCAACCACCUGUGCCUACUUCUACUUCAGUGUUUAUGCUUCAGGGUAGACCAAUUCUAUAUUCCUUCAAUUUGGAGCACCCCUUGGCAUGAUUCAUAUCAGCCGUCAAUUAAUUGUUGCCUUCAAAUGUUACGUUUCAGCGGAAGCCCAGACAAUCUGAUACCUUGUUAAAUUGAAAGACGAA